This is a messenger RNA of Clavispora lusitaniae ATCC 42720, 585 nucleotides long. RefSeq names its product Cgr1p. Gene Ontology annotation, biological process: L-ascorbic acid biosynthetic process. NCBI's taxonomy places the organism in Eukaryota, Fungi, Ascomycota, Pichiomycetes, Serinales, Metschnikowiaceae. Gene Ontology annotation, molecular function: gluconolactonase activity; calcium ion binding. The record is from RefSeq and is a predicted model, not a curated record.
AUGACAGCUUUCCCCGAGGGAGGUGUUCAGCCUGAAGGUCGGUUGUAUCGGGUUGACUGCGGCGAUCUCAGCGUCAAAACAAUGGUUACGGAUACGUAUAUUUCCAAUGGGUUAGCUUUUGACCAAGAUGGAAAACACUUGUAUUGGACAGACUCUUUGACGUUCACAUUGUGGAAAUUUGAUUACGAUCACGAAAGCGCAACAUUAUCGAACCGCCAAGCAUGUCUCGAUUACCGCACGCUUUUCCCUGAUGUCGAGAGUCCAGAGCCAGAUGGAUUAGCCAUGACUCGAGGUGGCGACAUUUACCAGGCCGUCUUUAGCACCUCUCAAGUGGUGCAGGUGUCUACAGAUGGAAAGAUGCAUGCUCGAUUCAAGGUGCCUGCAGCACGCGUGUCGUGCGUGUGCGUAGGCGGCAAAGAUGACAAUGAGUUGUUCAUUACUACGGGCCACUUGAAGCUCGAUGAUCCUUCGGCUGAUAUCGAUGCCAACGACAAGUCCGGCGAUCUCGGUGGCUUUCUUUUCCGCUUGAAACUCAAUGAGAAGUUGGGAGGUGCCCCAAAAAAUGUGUGGGGCGGCCUGAUUUAG